UAUACAUGUUCAAUAUAUUGAUAAACACACAUUAUCAGUUGAUAAGGCCUCACUUUGGUUCCGCAGGCAUUCAAAUAUAAAGCGAUACCUGCUGCCACAUUCUAAUAGUCUGAUUUAGUCUGUACUGCCUUCAGGUCCUCUAGCCCAUGUGAUACCAACAGUCCAAACGAAUUGCCAAAUACAAAGUGUUAGCCUUCGAAUUGUAUAUAUACAAUGACCGUUAAAAACGGGGACGUCGUCAAGGACGAUGGGAAUUCGCGAUCGCAGUACAAAACAAAUAUCGUCCUGAGCACCAAAUUAGAGGAUUCCGAACGAGAUCGGAAGAGCUUUGAGCCCAACAAAUCGAAAAAGAAGUCAAAGCAUGACGAGGCAGGUGAAAGCGAUGAGGAGGAGGAGUUCCAGUACAAGGAGGAAGUAAAGCAGGUCGGCUACUUCCAGAUGUUCCGGUAUGCCACCACCCAGGAUCGCAUGCUUUAUGUGAUUGGAAUACUGUCUGCCGUGGCCACUGGUCUUACCACACCCGCCAACAGUUUGAUCUUCGGCAAUCUGGCUAAUGACAUGAUCGAUUUGGGCGGCUUGGCAGCGGGAGGGAAAUCCUAUCGAGCCACUGAUGAUGCUAGUACUAUGCUGCUGGACAAAGUGCGACAGUUCUCUCUGCAGAACACCUAUAUCGGCAUCGUUAUGCUGGUGUGUUCCUAUCUCUCGAUCACCUGCUUCAACUACGCCGCCCACUCCCAAAUCCUGACCAUCCGCUCGAAGUUCUUUCGCUCCAUUCUUCAUCAGGACAUGAAGUGGUACGACUUUAACCAGAGUGGUGAAGUGGCUAGCCGAAUGAAUGAAGAUCUCUCUAAGAUGGAGGAUGGACUGGCUGAGAAAGUGGUGAUGUUUAUUCAUUACCUGGUUUCCUUCGUGGGAUCUUUGGUCCUUGCUUUUGUCAAGGGCUGGCAAUUGUCGCUGGUCUGCUUGACCAGUCUGCCGCUGACCUUUAUCGCCAUGGGUCUGGUAUCUGUGGCCACAUCCCGUUUGGCCAAAAAGGAGGUCUCCAUGUACGCCGGAGCCGCCGUGGUAGCAGAAGGAGCUCUGUCCGGGAUUCGCACAGUGAAAGCCUUCGAGGGCGAAGAAAAAGAGGCUGCUGCCUACAAGAAAAGCGUGGUGGCUGCCAAGCUCUUAAACAUCAAGAGGAACAUGUUCUCCGGAAUCGGAUUCGGGUUGCUUUGGUUCUUUAUCUACGCCUCCUAUGCUCUGGCCUUCUGGUAUGGAGUGGGCCUAGUACUGAAGGGAUACAACGACCCCGCAUAUGAGAACUACGAUCCCGGUACCAUGAUCACCGUGUUCUUCUCGGUGAUGAUGGGUUCCAUGAAUAUUGGCAUGGCCGCUCCUUAUAUCGAGGCCUUUGGCAUCGCAAAGGGCGCCAGUGCCAAGGUAUUCCACAUCAUUGAGCAGAUUCCCACCAUAAAUCCCAUUGAUGCUGGGGGUAAAAAGUUGAACGAACCACUUACCACCAUUGAGUUUAAGGAUGUGGAGUUCCAGUAUCCCACUCGACCAGAGAUUCCCAUUCUGAACCGAUUGAACCUGAAGAUCCAUCGUGGCCAAACAGUGGCUUUGGUCGGACCCUCCGGUUGUGGCAAGUCCACCUGCAUCCAACUGAUCCAGCGUUUCUACGAUCCGCAGGCUGGCGAUCUCUACUUCAAUGGUUCCAAUAUCAAGGACAUCGACAUCAACUGGCUGCGCUCUAGGAUCGGAGUGGUGGGUCAGGAGCCCGUACUCUUUGGCACGUCCAUCUAUGAAAACAUUCGGUACGGAAGGGAGGAUGCCACCCGGGAGGAGAUCGAGGCAGCUGCUGCCGCUGCCAAUGCUGCUGUAUUCAUCAAGAAACUUCCCAAAGGUUAUGACACUCUGGUGGGAGAGAGAGGAGCUCAGCUGUCCGGUGGUCAGAAGCAGAGGAUAGCCAUAGCUCGUGCCCUGAUUCGUGAUCCCGAGAUCUUGUUGUUGGACGAGGCCACCUCUGCUCUGGACACCGCCAGUGAGGCCAAGGUGCAAGCUGCUCUGGAGAAAGUAAGUGCUGGAAGAACGACCAUCGUUGUGGCCCAUCGAUUGUCCACUGUGCGAAGGGCUGACAGGAUUGUGGUGAUAAACCAGGGUGAAGUGGUGGAGAGUGGAACCCACCAAGAAUUGAUGGGCCUGAAGGAUCACUACUACAACCUGGUCACCACCCAACUGGGCGACGAUGAUGGCUCAGUUUUGAGUCCCACUGGCGACAUCUACAAGAACUUUGACAUUAAGGACGAGGACGAGGAGGAGAUCAAGGUACUCUCAGAGGAUGAGGACGAAGAAGAGGAGGUGUCCGACAAGAAGGACAAGAAAAAGAAGAAGAAGGUCAAGGACCCCAACGAAGUGAAACCCAUGACGGAGGUGAUGAAGAUGAGCAAGCCGGAGUAUCUGCAGAUCACAGUGGGCUGUAUCUCCUCCGUGAUCAUGGGCUGUGCCAUGCCCAUCUUUGCUGUGCUCUUCGGCAGCAUCCUGCAGGUGCUCUCGGUCAAGGACAACGAUGAAUACGUGCGCGAGAACUCGAACCAGUACAGUUUGUACUUCCUGAUUGCCGGAAUCGUGGUGGGCAUUGCCACCUUCUUCCAGAUCUACUUCUUCGGAAUCGCCGGCGAGAGGCUUACGGAACGCCUCCGAGGACUCAUGUUUGAAGCUAUGUUGCGCCAGGAAGUUGCCUGGUUCGAUGAUAAGGCCAAUGGAACCGGAAGUCUUUGCGCUCGACUUUCCGGAGAUGCUGCUGCAGUUCAGGGUGCCACUGGACAACGAAUUGGAACCAUCAUCCAAUCGAUUUCUACUCUUGCCCUGGGUAUUGGCCUAUCCAUGUACUACGAAUGGAGUCUGGGAUUGGUGGCUCUAGCUUUCACUCCUUUCAUUCUGAUUGCCUUCUACAUGCAGCGCACCCUAAUGGCAAAGGAGAACAUGGGAUCCGCCAAGACCAUGGAGAACUCUACCAAGUUGGCCGUGGAAGUGGUUUCCAAUAUUCGUACUGUCGUUUCUUUGGGUCGCGAAGAAAUGUUCCACCAGACCUACAUUGGCAUGCUGAUUCCAGCUGUGGAGAUUUCCAAGAGGAACACUCACUUCCGCGGAUUGGUUUACGGUCUUGCCCGAUCCCUGAUGUUCUUCGCUUAUGCCGCCUGUAUGUAUUAUGGAACCUGGUGUGUGAUCAACCGUGGAAUAGAGUUUGGAGAUGUGUUCAAGGUAUCCCAAGCACUGAUCAUGGGCACAGCUUCCAUUGCCAACGCCUUGGCUUUUGCUCCGAAUAUGCAGAAGGGUGUUUCGGCAGCCAAGACCAUCUUUACGUUCCUGCGUCGUCAGCCAAUGAUUGUGGACCGACCGGGAGUGUCUCGUGAUCCGUGGCACUGUGAAGGAAGUGUUGGCUACGACAAGGUGGAGUUUAGUUACCCCACGCGUCGCGAGGUUCAGGUGCUCAAGGGUUUGAAUCUCAGGGUGGGCAAGGGUCAGAAGGUCGCCCUGGUGGGUCCUUCAGGUUGUGGAAAGUCCACGUGCAUCCAGCUCAUACAGAGAUUCUACGACGUGGAUGAGGGUGCUACUCUGAUAGAUAACCACGAUGUGCGAGACGUUUCCAUGACAAAUCUGCGCAACCAGUUGGGAAUCGUCUCCCAGGAGCCGAUCCUCUUCGAUCGCACAAUCCGGGAAAACGUAGCCUACGGUGAUAACUCGAGGAGUGUCACAGACCAGGAGAUUAUCUCCGCCUGCAAAAAGUCAAAUAUACACGAUUUCAUUUCUAACCUUCCAUUGGGUUACGACACGCGAAUGGGUGAGAAGGGUGCCCAGUUGUCCGGAGGACAGAAGCAGCGCAUCGCCAUUGCAAGAGCUCUCAUCAGGAACCCCAAGAUCAUGCUGCUCGACGAGGCCACCUCAGCCUUGGACGCUGAAAGUGAAAAGGUUGUCCAAGAUGCACUUGAUGCCGCCUCUGAGGGUCGUACUACGAUCAGUAUAGCCCAUCGACUGUCCACAGUUGUCCACUCGGACGUGAUCUUUGUGUUUGAGAACGGAGUGGUCUGUGAAACAGGAGACCACAAGCAACUGCUCGCGAAUCGAGGACUCUAUUACACACUCUACAAACUGCAGAGUGGAGCCAUGUAGAUAUCCACAUCACCUAGCUAAGUGAACUGCGAACAACGACACUGUCUAGUAUUUGUACAAAAAGUCAAUAGUUAAGUUAGGCUAAGAUUAUUUAUCACCGCUCAUUACUGAAUAUCUCCGGGAAUUUAUAAAUGAAUUUUAAAUGACACUACACUUCAAUAUUGUAGGAAAUAUAUAGAUAUUUUUGUAUGUAAA
Molecule: messenger RNA, 4347 nt
Organism: Drosophila ficusphila
Lineage: Eukaryota; Metazoa; Arthropoda; Insecta; Diptera; Drosophilidae
Gene: Mdr50
Product: ATP-dependent translocase ABCB1
Exons: 9
Coding region: 214-4152 (1312 amino acids)
Biological process (GO): transmembrane transport
Cellular component (GO): membrane
Molecular function (GO): ATP binding; ABC-type transporter activity; ATP hydrolysis activity
Source: RefSeq, a predicted model, not a curated record